AUGUCCUGCCUAGAGAGAGAUGAUAAUGACACUGACUACGGAUCCGACUUCACUCUAGAUGAAGAGGAUCUGUUGAACAAUCUGUUAAACAAAGCCUUCGCGGAACACGCGACCGCCGACGCCACUUUCAUCUCGACAUCAACCUGGCCCUCAACCCCAACGCCGAUCGAACACAUCACCGCACCAAAAUCCCCAGGACUCGCCGAGCUCGAGUCAUUGCAACCGGAAGCUCUAGAAGCACUCCUUGCAGAUGUCGAGGAUGGCAUUGAGCCAGCUAGCGCUCGGCUGCCUAAGGUGCUGGGCCGGGAACAGCCUUACUCGUCAUGGCGGCAGUCGCAGCCUCGACCGGCAACAGGAGUAGCCCGUUUGCGUUUAGUCGAGACCGCUGAUUCAACUGAGGGCCGAGAAAGAGAACGCGAGCGCAACGCAGCGCGCGCGCUCGAAUUGACACAGCAAGAUCCUGUCACCGCAGCGCUCGAUACUCGAUCCCCCGUCGAACGGUUCCGGCAAGCACCUAACAAGGCGUUUUCGGUGACGGAUCUGGUCUCGCCGGCUUGGUGCGAGCUGCAGUACUGGUUCUCGUUGACUAAACAUGGGCGGAAGAAGAGGACCGCUGCGAUGAAGAGGGGGAGUACCAUGCACAAGACGCUCGAGGAUGAGAUCUACACUACCGUCCCUGUGGAAAUCACGACGAAAGAGGACGCGUGGGGUCUCAGGAUAUGGAAUGUUAUACAGGGACUGCGCAUGCUGCGCGAGUAUGGUGUUACGCGUGAGCUGGAGGUUUGGGGCGUUGUCGAUGGGGAGUUUGUUAAUGGCAUCAUUGAUCAGUUGUCCUAUGAAUGUCCCAACCCGGAGCUUGAGGCUACUGCUGCUGGGUUCUAUGCCGACGCUGUAGCAUCGCGCGCUGCGCUGCCGGAGUAUCAGAUGUCCUUGUCGGACUUUUUGCUUUCUUCUUCGCAAGGCGGGAUGAAGCUUUCGGAUCUGGGGCAAAGUGAAGCCGCGGAAACGGGGCACACUGAGCCAGAAUUGCCCGCGGCGGUCUAUAACCUGCGCCGGAUUUAUUUGACAGACGUGAAGACGAAGGGUAACCGAUCACUACCGAAUGUCAAAAGCACGGGGUUCCGGCCAACUCUUCUCCAGCUGCAACUCUACUACCAUAUGCUCAACCGGCUGAUCACGAGUGACGAUGUAACUAUCGAUCGCCUUGCCACUCGUUACGACUUCGAUGCUGAGAAACCCUUCACGAACGCCUUCGUUUCGGAGGUCGGCGGCCUGAACGACCAAUUCUUCGACGCUCUUUCCUCCCAAGAAUCCGAACAGUGCCGGGAUCCUUCCACUGCUAGCCAGGACUCAAUCGAUACCCUUCUAACACAUAACAACCUCUCCCGUCUUUGGAGUCUCAUGAUACAGCAACUCCGCCUCACAUUCCUCCCCGAAGAUGUCCCCGACACACAAUCCGUCGCACCAUCAAUUCCAUCACUUUCCCAGCCAGAGCUUUUGGAACCAUACUCAACCCUCCUCUCGCCAGUGCUUACGGCUAGAUAUCUCUCAUCUGUCCCCGAUGAAGACCUAAACAGACAGCUCAUCGGAAGCCGAUCUUUCCUCUUCGAUCCGACAACCCUCACCUCCUACCUCGCUGACCAGAUGACCUGGUGGCGCGGCAAACGAGAUCCCGUUGGCGUGGAUAUCAUGGAUGCGUGGAAAUGUCGGGUCUGCGAGUUCCGCGAUGAGUGCUCUUGGCGCGAGGAGCGUGAGAUGGCUUAUGCGAGACGGGGUGGAGGUCGGAGAGCUGGGCCCAUUGCGGAUAUAUGA
Messenger RNA from Penicillium roqueforti, 1812 nucleotides. RefSeq names its product exonuclease V. Gene Ontology annotation, molecular function: single-stranded DNA 5'-3' DNA exonuclease activity. Gene Ontology annotation, biological process: interstrand cross-link repair. The transcript has 3 exons. Gene Ontology annotation, cellular component: mitochondrion; nucleus. The record is from RefSeq and is a predicted model, not a curated record. The coding region runs from base 1 to 1812 and encodes 603 amino acids. NCBI's taxonomy places the organism in Eukaryota, Fungi, Ascomycota, Eurotiomycetes, Eurotiales, Aspergillaceae.